GCUCAUUGAUGUCAACGACUCGACAUGCAGGAGUCCGCAAUAUCGAUAGUACAAAUAGUGUUGAUCAGCACACCGGGAAACAAAACUACACUCCGCUCAUGCAAAGUCGAUGUCCCAACUCAUAUUCAAGUUGAUGCUCCGACACUCCUGACCAGUUAACAACUGAAACUUGGCAUCGGUACCCUCCACCUCAGCAUAUUGAACACAUAGCUUGCCCAACAUGCGGAAAGGUUAUCACCGAUAUUUUGACCAUGAGGCGGAUCAAUUCCACCUUUGAUGGCUCGCCCUCCAGAUCUCUUCUCAUCAUCCCUCUGCGAUGUUCGAAAGCAGCACGAGCGCCGUCGAAGGACCGAGGCUGCUCAAGGCUCUGGUCCAAGAUGUCGCUCAUUUGCGCAGUCUAGGGUGCGGUUAUGGUUCAAUUGAAGGAUGUCAUAAACUGCUAUGGUAUUUUUUUAGAAUAUCUUCCUGAGGGCUCGCUCAUGCACAUCAUUGUCAGAUCGAUAAAUCGGGACAGUUCACCAAAGACACUCGUGUCAGUCAAGAAGUUGGUACAGAAGGGUAAAGUGACUAGUAGCCCAGAUCUUCGAUGUUUCAAGCGACGCGGAUCUCAUGUCAUCCAUGUGGACCUCAGCCGCAUUUUGCUAGUGACAUCGAAGCCUCCAGGCACCGCACCGCUCACAGCGUAUGCCACCUGUGUACAUAACUACAGCGGUGACAUAACACGAGCUCUUUGAACACUUGUCCCUCAAACCGAGUGUUUCUACGACUUUUUGCUCUUUAUCGACUCAGCUAACAUGGGAGGAAUCGUAGGAGGACUCGCUGGCUGUCGACCCUCCAGAAGAAUUCACCAUCGAGAUGCGGUGGAAUAACCAGACUUACCUGCUACCUGCAAUCCAAGAC
This is a messenger RNA of Suillus paluster, 900 nucleotides long. RefSeq lists its product as uncharacterized. NCBI's taxonomy places the organism in Eukaryota, Fungi, Basidiomycota, Agaricomycetes, Boletales, Suillaceae. The transcript has a single exon. The record is from RefSeq and is a predicted model, not a curated record. The annotation marks the transcript as partial.